Molecule: messenger RNA, 678 nt
Organism: Aureobasidium namibiae CBS 147.97
Lineage: Eukaryota; Fungi; Ascomycota; Dothideomycetes; Dothideales; Saccotheciaceae
Exons: 1
Coding region: 1-678 (225 amino acids)
Molecular function (GO): nucleic acid binding
Source: RefSeq, a predicted model, not a curated record
AUGUCCGAGAGCGACGACGACGAGUAUUACAGCGUGCCACUCAAAGACCAGCGAUACUUUGGUGCAGGCAUCAAGCGCCAGCGCAUCCAUUUCGUCCCAUCGUCGACUUCCGAAUCCACCACUCCCGCCGGCGCAUCCACUCCUUCAGCUCUCUCGGCCAGCGAACGCUACCUGCAAAUCGUCCUGAACAAGGCUUCUUCUGAACCAUCCUCUUCAGAAGUUACACUGGCCAAGCAGAGUCCAAAGAUAUGCGCAGUCUGCAAAACACAAUACGAAGGCGAAGAGGCAGCACACUGUAGCUCGCUAGUCCACCAGAUCGCCUUGCCACACUCACAUCCACCCUCUGCAUUAGACAGAUCCCGCAAAGGCCUUUCUAUCCUUCAAUCCUAUGGCUGGAAUCCUGAUGAGCGUCUCGGACUCGGCGCACAGAGAGAAGGCAUCCUGCAUCCCGUCAAGGCAAAAGAGAAGCGUGACACUGUUGGUCUAGGCGUCAGUCUCAACAAUGACGAACCUACUCUGAAAAAGAAGAGGAAGCUCGAACAAAAGACAAAGCCUGUCGAGAUGCUCGAUGCUGGAAAGAUCAGGAAGCUGGAACUGAACAACAAGAAGAAACAUGAGAGAUUGCAGACUUUGUUCUAUUCCAACCAUGAGGUCGACAAGUAUCUCGGUGCCGGAUGA